AUGGACAAAAGAUUCGCUGUAACCCCAGUGGAGGCUAUGAUGGUACCAGAUCAUUAUCAACUUCCCGUCGAAUGCGAGUCAGAAGCAUCUGCUCUCGAUGCCUUUAUGAACUGCACAAAUCGCAUGAUCUGUUCGUGCGAAAAUAUGAAAGCACCGCAAACAUUUGAUUCUCGGACUCCGAAUAACGACGCCAACGCCAACAAGCCGCAAUGGAACGACGCUGCCACCGAGUCCAACAAGCUGCAAUGGAACUACGCCGCCAACGACUCCAACAAGCUGCAGUCGAAUGAAGCAAAUAUUGAAACUUAUCAUCCGCGAUCGUCUGCAUCGUGGCAUUCCAACACCACCCCAAAAGACUGGGCAAAUCGCCGGCGAUGUUGGCGCGCGGAUGUCCCGUGUGUGGCAAGCCAGCGACAGAGAGUUUCUCUCAUCAAAGCGGCGGAACCAGUUACUGAGUUCUUCCUCGCUUACGCCCCAACACCAAGCAACGAAGAAGAAGAAGUUGAAGCAUUCUACAUGGACCUGGAUGACUCCUACAGAGAAGAUCAUGCCCUCUACAAGGUCAUUGUUGGCGAUUUCAACAUCAAAAUUGGCCCUAGAAGAGUGUUCGUAUUUACUAGCUUUACCUACAUUUGGUUAACGAAGAUUUUAUGUCGGCAUUGGGUAUUGAAUCCUAUAAUUUCGCUUUCAGUUACAAUUUGCAUUGGCGCAAAGGUUACACUUGAACAUAACUAUCUCGAUAGCCUCACUGACCCUCCGGAAAAGCUGAAGAAGAUUUCUGAAUUUUAUCAUAAUCUUCGUCAGUUCUACAAGAGAAAAUGGAAUGCACCUUUGAGACUACCUACAGUUCAGGGUGUAGAAGUAAAUCUCUAUCGUCUUUAUGAUACAGUUAUGACUCUCGGAGGUUGGCAGAAGGUAGCAUUACAAGAGAAAUGGGCGGAUGUGGCAGAAAUGAUUGGUGUGGGUGAUGAUGUAGUUGGAGGUGACCACGCUAUCAAACUGCUGUACAUGAGAUACCUGUCAAAAUACGAACAGAUUGAGACCAUCGGUGAUAUAGAUGAUAUGUUGGAUGGAGAAAUGUCUCGCUCCAGGGGCAGACAAGUCUCUUUCUUUGCUACAAAUGACUGUCCUAUCGGAAUGGGGCGCAGCCACGAAUAUAUCCGUCGCGACGAUCGUGGAAAUCCUUCAACUGAUCCGGAUUACGGGAGAUUGAUCAAAUCUCUCUUGAGUGGAUUGCCAAAUGAGGUUGAUUUUGCUAUGAACGUUUGUACGUUGUUAUCUCAUCCUGGACCUCGACUCCUUAGGCUAUGUCAUGCACCAAAUAUAAUUACUCUCCUCAUGGCCCACUGUGGCAUUUUUGAUGAUGAGGACAAGGAUCUUUCGGAUCUUGCCACUGCAUGGCAUAAGAAUGGUGGUCGUGACUUCACCUCGUUUUGGGCCUCUGCUGGAAUCCCGAACGACUUCCUUGAAAAAUUCGCUCCACAAGCGGUUUUAAGAAAUGUGGACCUCGAUUCCGAUAUGUUCACUGGCUUAGCCAACGAAUUUGACGUAAGGGAUCCAAUGUCCUGGAGAAUUAAUCAGGUGUCAACUGUCGUGAGGAACUUGUCGUUUGAGCCGAUAAACCGUGUUACUAUGGCUCAAUGUUGGCCGUUGUUCAGAUUCUUAUUUCUUUGUGCAAGCAGCAAAUGGGCACCUCUGUAUACAGCGGCCAUGGAUACUUUGAGCAACCUCGCCUGCGAUAUAGAUCUGACCUGGCAUAAAAUGAUACAUUGUGCUGACCACGCACUCUUGCGCAUAAUUAGAAAAGGAAUAUUCAGUACUGACAAAUUCAAGCUCAUUCGGUCACUGGAAAUUCUGACUGCUCUUUGUAGCUUUGAGGGUAAUGAAGCUACUAUUUGCGAUUUCCUAGACAAGAAGAUCUUCGAGCACAUUUUUGAUAUUGUCUGUAUCAAGGAUAUUAUGAUGUGCGUAUAUACACUGGAGUGUUUAUACCAAAUAUCGGAAAUGGGUGAUGUAGCGUGCCAGUUACUGGCGGAAUUACCGAGAGCAAUUACUCAGCUGGUCUCAAUGGCUACUCUCGAAGCUGUCAGUUUUGGUCCAGCUGGCCUUGCCGGUAUGAAGGUGGUGGAAUACCAGCCUACUCAUUUGAUUCAGCCGCACGUUGUGCAACAACAUCAUGGUCAACUCACAAUACAACAUCAUCAAGCACAACAAGUUCAGCAGCAGUCGAGGGUUUUGUAUUCUGGAAGUGCUCAAAUCGCUGCCGCUCCACAACAGAUGCGACAUUUGAUGCAACAACAACACGUGCAACAUACAAACGUUCACGUGCCACAUCCUCCACAGCACGGGUCGCUGCUGCCACAAACGUCAAGAACCCAUUUCUCUCCUGCUCCUAACGUCACUGCUGGGACGCAGAGCAGUAGUGCAGGAGAAAACAAGGUAGACCAGCUAACAGAGCAAUGGAUACGUCAGAACUGUAUUUUGGAUCACAGUGCGGUGACUCCUCGCGGGGAAUUGUACGCUGCCUACGUCGAUGAUCUACGCAAUCAGUAUCAUUCUCUCAGUGGUAGCUUAGCGAUGUUCAGCAACGUCAUGAAGAGUAUAUUUCCCGAACUUGUGUUCAAAAUGGCAGACAAUGGAUUGAUGAUGGUUGCGCAAGGAAUUAGACUAGUGAAGCCACAUAGACUCGCUCCUGCUGCUUCAGCACAGGUUGUGUCGGGAAAUUCAAGUAUUAGUUCAAGUGCAGUUCCGACGGCAGCGGCAGCAGCUCCUGGUGUUUCUUCUCAGUUUUCAUUACACUCUGCAACUAUCGCUGCUCAUCCUCUGAUGAAGCAAAUUCUUGCAAAGAAUGCGCAAACACCUACUUCUAUUGCUGCAAAUGGUGUGAAUGGCACUGCUGCCAGCAGUUCUAUAUCGAGGUCCACAUCUCCUGCUCUAGACACUAGUUCUGAGAAUAAAGAAGAAGAUCAUUUGAAAUGCGAAGUUGCUAGAGGAACCGAGGAAUCCAAUAAUAAGGUCAAUGGACAAAGCGACUGUAAGCAGAACGGUACAACUACUUCAGAAGAUGGAGGCAGCGAUGACGAGAAGUCAAGUUCUUGCAAGAUUUCCACUCGCAAAAACUCCGAGUCUUUGUCGCACAACCUGGUGAAUAAGGUUGAAACACCUGCAGAAUAUAUGUGUGAAUGGGAUGGAUGUGCUGUUUUGUUUGUCACAGCUUAUUCGGUCUUAUCACAUGUUGUGAAGGAACAUAUUGUUGAUGAAGGCGAGCAAGUGUGUCAGUGGCCAGGGUGUGAUGGAACUCUCAGAAGCAAGUGGUCCUUGGUUACUCACAUUCAGGACCACCAUGCGAAUGAGACCGCAUUAAAAAUGGCUUUGCAACGGAGGAAAGAUGGCUUAGUUCCUGCCCAGCCUAUACGAUACAAACAUGAACUUCCUCGCGAAGUGCCUCAUCACCCUGGCUACAGCAAGCAUGCUGCCAUUGAAGCCAUUAGGAGACAUGCGUUCAAUUUUCUACCGCGAGAUAUUACAGAUGAACCUGAAGGUCCUGUGACCAAAAGUAUUCGUCUUACAAGCGCUUUGAUAUUGAGAAAUUUAGCACGAUACUCAGCUACCGGGAGACACUUACUCCGUCGACAUGAACGACAUUUGUGUUGGCUAGCUUUGUCUCGUCUAGAGAGUAGCCAUGCGCUUGCUCAGCUGCUUUCGGAACUUCACGAGCACGACACUUUGCCUGCUUCUCAAAGUGUUCCUCAUAUUCCUCAACUCUGCCAAUAA
Necator americanus (New World hookworm) is the source of this 3774-nucleotide messenger RNA. RefSeq lists its product as uncharacterized. Gene Ontology annotation, biological process: regulation of DNA-templated transcription. The transcript is spliced from 30 exons. Bases 1 to 3774 code for a protein of 1257 amino acids. The record is from RefSeq and is a predicted model, not a curated record. NCBI's taxonomy places the organism in Eukaryota, Metazoa, Nematoda, Chromadorea, Rhabditida, Ancylostomatidae. Gene Ontology annotation, cellular component: SWI/SNF superfamily-type complex. Gene Ontology annotation, molecular function: DNA binding.